This is a messenger RNA of Lactuca virosa, 2416 nucleotides long. The record is from the annotation of a GenBank genome assembly. Lineage: Eukaryota; Viridiplantae; Streptophyta; Magnoliopsida; Asterales; Asteraceae.
AUGCCUUUGAUGAUUCCAGUGAGACGGCAACAGAACGUGUCUGUUAGCAAAGAAAUGAGUGAUGAGUGGAAGAAGAUUAAUACCAAGACGAUUUUGGUGGUGCUCAGUGGCUUUUUUGAGUUCAAAGACUCCAACUUCGGGUUGACAUUAUUCGUUUUCUGGCGGGGAGCAUCAAUAAAUCCGGUUGAGAAGACUGGUGACGAUGUCAACUACAUCAAAAGACGAAAGUGGGGCAUAGAAUACGAUACAAUACCGUCUUUGUCUCUCUCGUCUCUCCAUAGUUCAAAACCCAAAAAAGGCAAACCUGUAAAUCGUACGAACAAUUUCGAUUUCGGCAUCUUCGAUACCUUCACAAGUCUUCCAUCUCUGCCUAAGAAACUAUGCAACCGUAUCGUCACCUCUACUUCUGAUUUUGCAGAAAAACUUAUAAUUCUGGAGACAAUCAUGUUCGUGGUUGGAUCAAAGAAUUUGGGAUCUCAAAUUAGCAUACUUGAUGUUUAUUAGAAGGAACAACAUGGGUCGAGCAUCUACACCUCUCUUGAUUCUAAUAGCUCUUGGUUUCUUCUUUGGUACCUAUAAUUUGGUGACUCUGGUAAUUCACCAUACAAGUGAUUCCCUGAAAUUAAGGGACAAUGGUUCAGAGUGGUUUCAUGAUGCCAUUAGAAGAAUCACAGAAAAAAAGAAUUUAAAAUACCAUGUUGCCCUUACAGCCACAGAUGCACCUUAUAGCAAAUGGCAGUGUAGGAUUAUGUAUUAUUGGUAUAAAAAGGUGAAGGACUUACCUGGAUCAGAUAUGGGAGGUUUCACUAGGGUUUUGCAUUCGGGAAGCUCUGAUAAUUUGAUGGAGGAGAUUCCAACUUUUGUGGUUGAUCCUCUUCCUGAUGGACUUGAUCGGGGUUACGUUGUGUUAAACAGACCUUGGGCUUUUGUGCAAUGGUUAGAAAGAGCAACAAUCGAGGAAGAAUACAUUCUAAUGGCAGAGCCUGAUCACAUAUUUGUAAACCCUUUGCCAAAUUUGGCACGUGGAGAGCAUCCAGCUGGAUUCCCAUUUUUUUACAUAAAACCAGCUGAAAAUGAGAAAGUCAUGAGGAAAUUUUAUCCAAUGGAGAAGGGUCCUGUCACAAAUAUUGAUCCAAUUGGCAAUUCUCCAGUAAUUAUUAGCAAGCAUGUUUUGGAGAAAAUUGCCCCCACAUGGAUGAAUAUUUCAUUGAGAAUGAAAGAUGACCUGGAGACUGAUAAAGCCUUUGGGUGGGUACUGGAAAUGUAUGCCUAUGCAGUGGCUUCUGCAUUGCACAAUGUCCGGCAUAUUCUUCGUAAAGACUUGAUGUUGCAGCCUCCAUGGGAUGGAGAAGUUGGGAAAAAGUUCAUUAUCCAUUACACGUAUGGUUGUGAUUACAACAUGAAGGGAGAGUUAACUUAUGGGAAGAUUGGGGAAUGGCGUUUUGACAAAAGGUCAUAUCUUCGUGACCCUCCACCCAGAAACCUCCCUUUACCUCCUCCAGGAGUUCCUCAAAGUGUCGUAAGACUAGUGAAGAUGGUGAACGAAGCCUCUGCUAACAUUCCUGGAUGGGACAAAUUAAAUAGUUGAGAUGUCAGAUAAUUAUUAGUUAGCAGAUCUGCAUAUCCUACUUUUGGUGCAUUCAUACAUACACCUACGUAUAUAUCACAUCACAGAUAAGAUAACCUACUUUAGAAUCCGCAAAUUUUAAGGCUUCUUUAUGCUACAACGUAUUUUUGGGACCAUUGAUCUGAUAUGAUAUGAUUAACAACCAACUCGUAGAAUUUUAUUUUCAAUAACACAAAAUUUGCAAAAUGUCUCACUUAAAGACACAGUGGAACAAGAAAAGAUUAGUUAUUGAUUUAAACUGUGUAUAGAUUAUAGAAGACAUUAACAAUUAAUCUUCUCAUUCUCAUUCUCAUUAUUGAAUAUAACCACACAAAGUUUUACCAUAUGUAUGAAAUGCAUAAGGAUAGACGGAGUCAAAAUGGUGGUAUCUUGGGUUACUUAAGCCUCUGUUCUCUCUUCUCUCGAUUUGUAGCAUGUGCUGUGAAACGUUGGGUUUGGACUUUGGAGGGAUAGAUUUCCAUAUAGUGAGUUUUGGGAGGUUGAUAGUCUACUGAUGUGGCAUGUGGGUUGGAAGGGGUGGGAGAGAUGGAAACAACUACAUACACCUUAAAGUUCAUACAGUUUGCUUUGCUUUUUGGAAGGAUAACAGGCAAGAACCUGGGCAUCAUUGGGAGUUGUUGAAAUUUUAUAAACGUCUUUCUCAGUCAAACGGUUGAUGCAUUUCAACACAACUUGUUUUGAUGAAGAUACAUAAAGAGAAAUUAAAUAUCCUCUUUACUUUUACCUUUACCUUUUACCUUUUUAUUUUUACCUAUGUGAAAUAAUGACAAGUGUUUUAAAAUAUUACGG